Molecule: messenger RNA, 1472 nt
Organism: Pan troglodytes (chimpanzee)
Lineage: Eukaryota; Metazoa; Chordata; Mammalia; Primates; Hominidae
Gene: C8H8orf88
Product: chromosome 8 C8orf88 homolog
Exons: 6
Coding region: 583-936 (117 amino acids)
Biological process (GO): negative regulation of translational initiation
Cellular component (GO): cytoplasm
Molecular function (GO): eukaryotic initiation factor 4E binding
Source: RefSeq, a predicted model, not a curated record
AGAGGCGGCCUCCCUCACAGAGGCGGCCUCCCUCACAGACGCUGCCUGGAACCCGCCGCCAAGCCCCCAGCAGGCGGCCCGCCUGGCGCCUCCCAGUCUUCGCACAAGCAGGGCCACGGUCUGGGGCCCCCAAGGCCGUUCACGCGGGCGCGCCCCGUCGAGGGCUAGCCUGUCAGCGCCUCACUCGCGGCCUCCUGCCCUAGACGACCGGCUCUGGGCGGCGCCGCUCCAACCCCACGCGCCCAGCUCGCCCGGGAAAGCGCGCGCCACCCUUUUAACGGUUCUACCCCGGCAGGCGUGCGGCUGCUCUCGAGGCUCAGCGCUCGAGGCCACGCCCCGCGCCCGCCCUGGGCCCGCCUCGUGCCCCUCGGAGCCGCCUCCCGCCCCGCCCCCCGCCCCUCGCCCCCCGCCCCUCGCCCCCCGCCGCCGCCACCGCGGUCAGCCAGCGGACCAGCGGCAGGAGCCGUUCCCCGACGGGCAGCAGGGCGCUCGGCCUCCGCGUGUGGGCUGAGCGCGGCGACGCUGCUGCCCCGAAAUCCUCGUGGAUUUUGAGUCGUAUGGAACCUCAAGGUCUUUGUGACAAUGGAAACCAAAAAAUUAAUUGGUAAACCGCUUCAACCAGCAAGACCUGUUCGUCAUCUGACUUCUCCCCCAGGAGCAGUGUUCCCUUUCAACUUUCAAAAUGAAUAUCCAUGCAACACUCAGUGCAUACAAAGUGGAGUUAGCAGAUGUAAGACGAAUGGAAUGCAAGCCUUUUCUCAAGGUCUUAAUGAGCAACAGCAACAGCAGUCUCCAGUUAAAAAAGAGAGAAUUAAAUACAGCAGAGAUUUCCUGUUGAAGCUCUCAAGUGUUUCCAUCUGCAGAAAAAAACCAGACUUUCUGCCUGAUCAUCCCAUUGUACUGCAAAAACCAGAAAACAACCAAAGUUUUAAGUAGCAUUUUAAGAACAGAUGAAUUUAAGUUUGGACAUCUGCAAAUGAGGUGGAUCUAGCAACAAUAACUGUAAUGGACUGUGACAAUUCAAUUUAUUCUUAAUUUUGAUGGUUGGCUAUUUGACUUCUCUAAAAAUGAGAAAGAGCUAUUUUAAAAUAUAAAGAAUUUUCUAAUCAGUUUCAGCUUUGCAGGAGGUUUCCUGCAUAAAUUGGGAAGUAACACUGGAAAGUAGGAAUUUGGUUAGUGAAGUGGGAAGACUGUAUAUUUAUAAUUUGCAUACUACUUGCAAUUUUUUGUUUUUCAUCACUUGUAAUAAUGGAAUGGAAAUGUAAGCUGUAAAGACUCUCAAAUAUAAAAUAUUUGCUACAGUGUAUAUAUGGUACAUAAUUGCUUGUUGCUUUUAAAGUUGCUUCUGUUGUUCUGCUUCCCACUGAUUUCAUACCAGCUCAUGAAUGGAUCAUUACAGUCUCUCCAGAGGCUUAGAAUGAUUCAGAAUGUUCAAUGCAUAGUUCUCAAUAAACAGGAGGCAGAAUUUUUAA